AUGAUCCUUGCUCAGUUAGCAUUAACAAAUAUCAUGCUCCUCCUCUGCAGGGGAAUACCUUUAGUGAUUCUGCAUUGGAAAAACAAAUACUUCCUGGAUGAGGUAGGAUGUAAAAUUGUCUUUUACAUUCAAAGAAUCGGACGUAGCAUGUCGGUCUGUAGCACCUGCCUGCUCAGUGGCUGCCAAGCCAUCAUCAUCAACUCUCACUCUGCCACGUGGGCAAAUUUCAAGCGCAAUACCCCCAAGUACAGCACAAUCUACUCUGUUUCUUGUUGGUUACUCAAUAUAGUCACACAUGUUACUGUUAUUACAAAUAUAACAGGACCUAUGAACCAAAUAAACAUCACAAAUGGAAUUGAUCUAAGGUAUUGCUAUUGGAGAGAAGAUUUGGGUUAUUCAAUAAUUUUAUCUACUGUUGAAGAUGUCUUUUUUGUAAAUCUCAUGAUCUUCUGCUGUGCAUACAUGUUACAUUUUCUACACAGGCACCACCGGCAUAUCCAGUACAUUCAUAAGACCAACAUCUCUCCCAGGAUAACUCCUGAGAUGAAAAUUACUAGAAGAAUUGUGCUGUUAAUGAUCACGUUUUUCUCAUUUUAUUCUAUCAAUGGCAUCCUUACAUUGUAUUCAAAGUAUUUUCUUCAUGCUAAUAUCUGGCUCUUGGAGAUAACUGCCUUCAUGGCAUUUUGUUUCCCAACCAUUGGCCCCUUUUUGCUGAUAACAAGUAGUAAUCCUAUCUUCAGAUAG
Messenger RNA from Elephantulus edwardii (Cape elephant shrew), 744 nucleotides. RefSeq names its product vomeronasal type-1 receptor 4-like. NCBI's taxonomy places the organism in Eukaryota, Metazoa, Chordata, Mammalia, Macroscelidea, Macroscelididae. Gene Ontology annotation, molecular function: pheromone receptor activity. The record is from RefSeq and is a predicted model, not a curated record. Bases 1 to 744 code for a protein of 247 amino acids. Gene Ontology annotation, biological process: G protein-coupled receptor signaling pathway. Gene Ontology annotation, cellular component: membrane. The transcript has a single exon.